Molecule: messenger RNA, 1785 nt
Organism: Plasmodium gaboni
Lineage: Eukaryota; Apicomplexa; Aconoidasida; Haemosporida; Plasmodiidae
Product: putative pre-mRNA splicing factor
Exons: 4
Coding region: 1-1785 (594 amino acids)
Biological process (GO): mRNA processing; regulation of mRNA splicing, via spliceosome
Cellular component (GO): spliceosomal complex
Molecular function (GO): RNA binding
Source: RefSeq, a predicted model, not a curated record
AUGAGGGGAGGAGGUUUUUAUAAAGGCACGAGCACAGAACAAACACCUUAUUUUGGUGAUAAGGAAAAAAAAUUAAUGGAAAAAAUAGUAUGGCCAGAAAUAUAUAAUAAGAAAAUAGAUGUAAAUAAAAUUAAUUUUCCAUUAAUAGAAGAAUGGAUAAAUAAAAGGUUAAUUGAAAUUUUAGGUUUUGAGGAUGACAUAUUAUAUGAGUAUUGUAUAUCACAGUUGAAGCAAAGUAAAGACAAAAAAGAUGGUGAAGAAGAUAAAUAUCUGAAUGCAAAAAAACUAAAAAUAAAUUUAACUGGUUUUAUAGGUAAUAAGAAAAGUGAUUUAUUUAUUGAGGAAUUAUUAGAACUGUUAAUAAAUGAAGAAAAAAAUGAAGGACAUAUUGCUAAUACGAUAAAUGAAAAUAAAACAAAUGAAAUAAAACAAGUGAAAAAUGAAAAUGAAAAUAUAAAAAAAAAUUUGAAUAAUGAAAAUAAAGAUAUCAGUAAUAAGGACAAAGAACAUGUGAGGCAUCAUAAGGAACACGAUAUUAAUAAUAUAAAUCUUACAAAAGAAAAAGAAUAUACAAAUAUAAAACGUGAUGAAAGAAAAAAUAAAAGAUCUUCAUCACAAAUAAGUGAUGAUUAUAAAAAGAAAUCAUUUAAUAAAAGAAAACAUUCUAUCGAAAGAUCUUUAUCGAGUAAAAGAUAUGAUGAGAAAAAUAACAGACGUUUUAAUAAUAAUAAUCACAGAACAGACACAUAUAAUAGAAGACGUUCUAAUCAUAUUGGAUAUAAACAUAAUAAUUCAUAUAGCUCAAGUGAUGGUAAAUAUCGUAAUGGUCGUUCUUUAUCGAGUAGUGAUAUAUCAUAUCAACAUCGAAGAAGAGUAAAAAAAAAAAAAAUAAAUAAAAGACAUGGUGACUCAUCAUCUGAAGUAAGUAGUCAUACUUAUGCUAGUAGGUAUGAUAAAGAGAGGAAAAGCAUAAGAAAAAGAGACAUAAAUUUGGAGAGGCAUAAAGAAAGAGGACAUAUAAAUAGAGACAAAGAAGGAAAAAAUAAACAUGGAGAUAAAGAAGGAAGACAUAAACGUGCAGAUAAAGAAGGAAGACAUAAACGUGCAGAUAAAGAAGGAAAAAAUAAACGUGCAGAUAAAGAAGAAAGACACAAACAUAGAGAUAAAGAAAGAUAUAGAAAUAGACACAAUCAUAAGAGACCAUAUUAUGAUGAAAACAAAUCUGACAGUUCAAGAAAUAGUGAUGAGGAUAGUGAUGAUAAUAAUAAUAAAAUGAGAAAAAAUAAAAAACACAUGAAACGUUAUACUUCAUCCAAAUCGGUUAGUGAUAGUAGCAAUAUGUCAAUUAAUAAAUCAAGUGAUAGAUCAAAUGAUAAAUCAAGUAGUAGACCAAGUAGUAGAUCAAAUGAUAGAUCAAGUAGUAGACCAAGUAGUAGACCAAGUAGUAGACCAAGUAGUAGAUCAAGUAGUAGACAAAGUAGUAGAUCAAGUAGUAGAUCAAAUGAUAGAUCAAGUAGAAGAUCAAAUGGCAGACCAAGUAGUAGAUCAAAUAAUCUAAGUGAUUCGUCAAAUAAUAAAUCUGAAUCUUCAGAAAAAAUUAAGCGAGAUAAAAGAAAAGAAAUCAUAAAUUCUGAUAGAAAUAAAAGAAACAGUUCUAUAAGAAUGUCUAGAGAUAUCAAAAGAAAAGAAAUAGAUAAUAUAAUGCGAAAAAAAAGUUACAGAACUUCAAAAAAAAAAAUGAGAGCAUGGUCAUCGUCAGAAAGUAGUGACUCUGGAGAAAAGUAA